UCUGGCUGCAGCUGGGGCUAUGGCGGUGGAGACUCUGUCGCCCGACUGGGAGUUUGACCGCUUGGACGACGGCUCGCAGAAAAUUCAUGCUGAAGUCCAGCUGAAGAAUUAUGGGAAAUUUCUUGAGGAGUAUACAUCCCAGCUAAGAAGGAUAGAAGAUGCGCUGGAUAGCUCUGUUGGUGAUGUCUGGGACUUCAGGCUUGACCCUAUAGCACUAAAGUUAUUGCCUUAUGAACAGUCUUCCCUGUUGGAGCUCAUAAAGACAGAAAACAAGGUCUUAAACAAAGUCAUCACUGUAUAUGCUGCUCUUUGUUGUGAAAUCAAGAAAUUAAAAUAUGAGGCUGAAACAAAAUUUUACAAUGGUCUUUUGUUUUAUGGAGAAGGAGCCACAGAUUCCAGCAUGGCAGAAGGUGAUUGCCAAAUUCAGAUGGGAAGAUUCAUUUCAUUCUUACAGGAACUGUCUUGCUUUGUGACAAGGUGCUAUGAAGUAGUCAUGAAUGUGGUCCAUCAACUGGCUGCACUUUAUAUCAGUAACAAGAUUGCACCCAAAAUCAUAGAAACAACUGGAGUUCAUUUUCAGACUAUGUAUGAGCACCUGGGAGAGCUGCUGACAAUUUUACUCACCCUGGAUGAAAUUAUUGAGAACCAUGCCACCUUGAAAGACCAUUGGACAAUGUAUAAAAGGUUACUAAAAUCUGUCCACCACAAUCCUUCCAAGUUUGGGAUCCAGGAAGAAAAACUGAAGCCAUUUGAAAAGUUUCUGCAAAAACUAGAAGGGCAAUUACUUGAUGGCAUGAUAUUCCAGGCCUGUAUAGAGCAGCAGUUUGAUUCCCUUAAUGGAGGAGUAUCUGUAUCAAAGAAUAGCACUUUUGCUGAAGAAUUUGCACAUAGUAUACGCACAAUUUUUGCAAACGUUGAAGCCAAACUUGGUGAACCCUCAGAAAUUGACCAGAGAGACAAAUAUGUGGGAGUUUGUGGACUCUCUGUGCUGCACUUCCAGAUUUUCCGGACUGUAGAUAAAAAAUUUUAUAAAUCUUUACUGGACAUUUGUAAGAAGGUUCCAGCCAUCACUUUAACUGCUAAUAUCAUUUGGUUUGCUGAUAACUUUUUGAUUCAGAAAAUGCCAGCUGCUGCCAAACUCUUGGACAAAAAAAGCCUUCAUGCUAUUAAGACACACAGGGACACUUUUCUACAACAAAAGGCCCAGUCACUCACCAAAGAUGUACAGUCUUACUACGUCUUUGUUAGCUCAUGGAUGAUGAAAAUGGAAGCCAUUUCAUCUAAAGAACAGCGAAUGGAUAAGUUUGCUGAGGACCUCACCAACAGAUGCAGUGUUUUUAUACAGGGUUUCUUAUAUGCAUACAGCAUUAGCACCAUUAUUAAGACUACAAUGAAUCUGUACAUGUCCAUGCAGAAGCCUAUGACCAAAACUUCAGUCAAAGCAUUAUGCAGACUUAUUGAGCUGCUCAAGGCAAUAGAGCAUACCUUUUACAGAAGAAGUAUGGUGAUGGCUGAUUCUGUUUCACAUAUAACCCAGCACCUUCAGCAUCAAGCUCUUAAUUCUAUUUCUGUGGCCAAGAAAAGAGUCAUUUCAGACAAGAAGUAUAGUGAGCAGCGCCUUGAUGUCCUCUCUGCCCUUGUGUUGGCCGAGAACACUCUCAAUGGGCCGAGCACCCGUCAGAGGCGCCUCAUCCUUUCCUUGGCCCUGAGUGUGGGCACCCAGAUGAAAACAUUUAAGGAUGAAGAACUCCUCCCUCUCCAAGUAGUGAUGAAAAAACUGGAUCUAAUUAGUGAACUUAGAGAAAGAGUCCGAACACAAUGUGAUUGCUGUUUCCUAUACUGGCAUCGAGCUGUCUUUCCUAUUUAUUUAGAUGAUGUGUAUGAAAAUGCUGUUGAUGCAGCUAGAUUACAUUAUAUGUUCAGUGCUUUACGGGACUGUGUGCCUGCCAUGGUGUGUGCAAGACAUUUGGAGUCUUAUGAAAUCCUUCUGAAUUGCUAUGACAAGGAGAUUAUGGACAUUUUAAAUGAGCACCUGCUGGAGAAGUUAUGCCGAGAGAUAGAGAAGGACCUGCGUUUGUCUGUGCACACCCACCUCAAGUUGGAUGACCGGAAUCCAUUCAGAGUUGGCAUGAAAGACCUGGCCCUUUUCUUCUCUCUGAACCCCAUUCGUUUCUUCAAUCGCUUUAUCGACAUCAGAGCUUUUGUAACACAUUAUUUGGACAAGACUUUCUACAACCUGACGACGGUUGCUCUUCAUGAUUGGGCCACUUAUAGUGAAAUGAGAAAUUUAGCAACUCAGCGUUAUGGCUUGGUUAUGACAGAGGCCCAUCUUCCCAGCCAGACUUUGGAGCAGGGUCUGGAUGUUUUGGAAAUCAUGAGAAACAUUCAUGUAUUUGUGUCCCGAUACCUCUACAACCUCAAUAAUCAGAUAUUUAUUGAACGGACUAGCAACAACAAGCAUUUGAAUACAAUUAAUAUCCGACACAUUGCAAAUUCAAUCCGUACCCAUGGUACAGGAAUCAUGAACACAACAGUUAAUUUCACCUAUCAAUUUUUGAGGAAAAAGUUCUAUAUAUUUAGCCAGUUUAUGUAUGAUGAACAUAUCAAAUCCAGAUUGAUCAAAGAUAUCCGAUUUUUCAGGGAAGUUAAGGACCAAAAUGACCACAAGUAUCCUUUUGAAAGAGCAGAAAAAUUCAAUAGAGGAAUCAGAAAACUUGGAAUAACACCAGAUGGACAGAGUUACCUGGAUCAAUUUCGACAGCUGAUCAGCCAAAUAGGUAACGCCAUGGGCUAUGUGCGAAUGAUCAGGUCGGGUGGUCUCCAUUGUAGCAGCAAUGCCAUCAGGUUUGUUCCUGAUCUUGAAGAUAUUGUAAAUUUUGAAGAGUUGGUUAAAGAAGAAGGGCUUUCAGAAGAAACACUCAAAGCAGCAAGGCAGCUGGAUUCAGUCCUCAGUGAUCACACACGGAAUUCUGCAGAAGGCACAGAGUAUUUCAAAAUGCUUGUGGAUGUUUUUGCUCCUGAAUUCCGGAGUCCCAAGAACAUGCACCUCCGAAAUUUCCACAUCAUUGUCCCUCCCUUGACUCUCAAUUUUGUAGAACAUUCAAUUAGCUGCAAGGAAAAAUUGAAUAAAAAGAAUAAAAUGGGAGCAGCUUUUACUGAUGAUGGCUUUGCCAUGGGUGUGGCGUAUAUUCUCAAGCUUCUGGAUCAGUAUCAGGAGUUUGAUUCACUUCACUGGUUCCAGUCUGCCCGAGAGAAGUAUCUCAAGGAGAUGAGGGCUGUGGCUAAGCAGCAGACUGUGCAGUCAGCCAGUCAGGAUGAGAAACUGCUGCAGACGAUGAAUCUGACCCAGAAGCGCCUCGAUGUCUAUUUACAGGAAUUUGAAUUACUCUAUUUCUCACUGAGUAGUGCAAGAAUUUUCUUUAGAGCAGACAAGACUGCAGCUGAAGAAAACCAAGAGAAGAAAGAGAAAGAAGAAGAAAAUAAAACAAGCAAUGGAGACCACGUGACCAGCAGUGGCUCUGCCCUCACUGAUCCUGUUGUGAAGUGAUUCUGAGGGUGGGCUUGGGGAGUGUGAGGUAACCAAGCACUGUUUACAUUGGCGGCAGAGAGUGUAGCUUGGACCUUAGAAACCUUGAGAUGAAUGGAUUGUUGACUGGGCCAGCUCAUCUCUAGACAUGUAUGUCAAGGACCUUCUUUGGGGGCCAGGCUUUAAAGCUAUCUCCUUUUUAAAGACUUUCCUUUUAGAAGGUGCUGAAAGAAUUUUCAAAAGUUGGUUCUGGCCUUUGAUAGCCUACAAAAUAACCUGCUUCUUUUUUGGAUGGUUCUUGAUUGAAGUUAAUAGGAAUGCAAACCUGCAUUCCUGUCCUGCCAUCGGCAGAUCUCCUGGGGCCCACAUGUAUGUUGGGAGUUUGUAUUUUUAUUGGCUGUUGAUUUAUGAUUUGUAUUAAGUCAGUUAAAGUUUCAACUAUUAUGACAACAAAUUUAAAAUAGAUAUUGUGCAUAUCUAGGAAAUAGAGUUUAAAUAUAGAGAUUAAUGGUCAUUCUAAAAGCAUAUGUGACACUUUAAAGUGAGUUAGAACAAAACCAUUAUUAUGGCCUGGAUUGUUUGAGAAGCUUGAGGCCUUGGGUGCCCAUUAAAGGCAGUUUGAGAUCAUCCAUUAUUAACAUGUAUGUGGACCUCCCAGGGCUCUGGAAGUCUGCUGUGAGCUUUUUUACCCUCAGUUUACAUGCUCUGAAAACACUUAAGCCACAAUUACAUUAAAUUAUAAUUUGAAAGUUUAUUUCUUGGUACUCAUAAUUAAGGAAAAUUAAAGUGAGGGCCAGUUUUUUUUUCCCCAGAAACAGGUUGAAGUUGUAUAGGCUAGCUAUCAGAAUAUUAGAUGAAGGCUUAUUCCAACAUUCACACUCAGGUUUCUUUUUAGAUCAAGCCUGAAUUCCAGGGAGAUUGGACACACUUUUUGUUUUGUACAGGUUAUAAACCAGGUGGAUUCUCAUGAAAUAAUAUUUGCACUGUGCAGGCAUAAAAAAAUAACCACUGUGAGAAUAAGAUAUAAUGUAGUAACUGAAAUCACUUACUGCUUUUAUAGCUUCGAGAGGGUUUCAGUAUCAUUUACCAUUGGCUGGCUACUAGUUUUAUUUUUGUCAAGUCGUGCCAACUAACAACUAAAAGGCCAAUCUUAACACAUUAAAAUGCUACACUUAGAGUAAAAAGGGAUUUAACGUUAUUAAUAUAGUUCAGAUUUAAAUCUGGGAACGACUGGUUUUCUUUUGCAUUUGCCUGUCAAUGACUCCAAGGUUGGUCUUUGAUUUCCACCUUUUGGAGGCCAUGCAUGGUGUCCUUCCAUGUACUCCGUGUACUACUCAUUGAUGAGAGUCAGUGUUACCUCUUCUAAAAUAAACAUGUUUCAUGUAAAAGUCAAAGGAA
Molecule: messenger RNA, 4924 nt
Organism: Gracilinanus agilis (Agile Gracile Mouse Opossum)
Lineage: Eukaryota; Metazoa; Chordata; Mammalia; Didelphimorphia; Didelphidae
Gene: WASHC4
Product: WASH complex subunit 4
Exons: 33
Coding region: 20-3547 (1175 amino acids)
Biological process (GO): endosomal transport; endosome organization
Cellular component (GO): endosome; WASH complex
Source: RefSeq, a predicted model, not a curated record